AGCACUGACUAGCAAAAUCCUGCCUACGGCACCUUUAAUAGUCAUAUUCGUUAUUGAUGUCACAUUAAAGAAAAGUUACCCUAACGUUCACUGAAAACAAUGACGUACACACAGCAUUUAUUUAGGCAUCCUUUAAGGCCAAACCUCUUUGGUUCUCCAGCCGAACAGAUUUACUUCUAUGAAUUGUUUCACAUGUGACUAAACCAUAUAUAGUAAUCUGAAGUUUUUGUUGUUUUCCUGGAGCUCGACAUAACAGUUGGUUGGAUGGUGUGCUUAGUGAAAACUCUGAGAGAUUCCUUUGUCUUUAAGACAAUACAUUAAUGAAAGACAGUCUUGUGCUGGCUUCAUUAGCCUGGCCUACUCAAUUGUAGGUGAAUGGAAAUGACAUUUAAAACAGUUGCUUGAGCAAAAAACAGCUGCCAAUCUCUCUUAAAGGGGAAGGAUUGCAAUUAACCACCCUCUCCUAAUCCCCUCGUUUCACCUCCUACGCCGCCUCAGCUUUGUCCACCUCUCCCCUCUGCCCGUCUCACUCCUCUCCCACUCUCCUCGCUGAGCUGGAGUAGAUGGCAUCUGAACUCAGCUGCUGAACGCUCUUUGACCCGGCGUGAGUUGGGUCCAGUUAUACUUUAUUGGGGUGUUUCUGACAGGACUGUUUGUCCCACACACUCAGAGAAAAGAUACUGAGAAAGAGAUGCAAGGUAAGCAAAGCUGGCUGAGUGGUUUCAGGCGGAGCACAGAGUGAAGUUGCAGGGUGAGCCGCUGAGACGAACAGGUGGAGCACUGGCAUCGGUAACUUCAACACUUCAACACUGACUUCCAAGAGGCUCCAGUUAUUACCGAGAAGCUCGAAUGCAUUUAUCACUGGAUACCAUGAGCAUGGUGGACGACAGCUGCCUUUCACCCAGCAACUUCCACGAAAUGGGAAAAGGUGGAGGCGUUGCAGCAGGGGGCCGUGUCCACAGCAUCGAUGUGAUCCUGGGCUUCAGUAAAGACCAGGACCCUUUGCUAAGUCCGGCUGGGCCUACGGGACUCCAUAAGGCGAACAUAGAUGGCCUGGCAGAAUCUGUGAAGCAGCAGGAUCCCACGUCACACCCGUCCUACAGUGGGCACCUUUCAGCUCUGAGAAACAACAGCACUGAGCAGCAGCAGCAGUAUCAUGAAUCUGGAUUAUUCACAAACAAGUGUGAUGAAGAGCUGAGUGAGCUGAGAAAGAGUGUUGAUAGUGAUGAGGGCAAAUCUCCAGAGCCGUGCAAAGAUGACCAGCCCAAAAAGAAGCACAGGCGCAACCGCACCACCUUCACCACUUACCAGCUGCAUGAGCUGGAGCGUGCCUUCGAGAAGUCCCACUACCCAGACGUGUACAGCCGGGAAGAGCUGGCCAUGAAGGUGAACCUCCCUGAGGUCCGGGUUCAGGUCUGGUUUCAGAAUCGCAGAGCUAAAUGGCGUCGGCAGGAAAAAAUGGAUGGCAGCACCAUGAAGCUCCACGACUCACCCAUGCUCUCCUUCAACCGUCCAGCACCGGUACACAACAGCAUGGCCCCCAUGACCAGUUCUCUCCCCUUGGACCCCUGGCUGACCUCUCCACUGUCCAGUGCUACGCCUGUGCACAGUAUCCCAGGCUUCAUGGGACAAGCUCAAGGCCUUCAGCCCAGCUACUCGAGCCACAGCUUCCUCAACUCUGCUCCUCAUGCUCCUCAUCCUCACUCUCACCCUCACCCGUCCAUGGGUCAGGGGAUGCAAAGUAUCGCUCCCCCUCCAUACCAGUGUCCAGCACCAUACCCUGAUAAAUAUCCCCUGGAGGACGUAGACCAGCGAAGCUCCAGUAUUGCUGCACUGAGAAUGAAGGCCAAGGAACACAUCCAGUCGAUGGACAAGACCUGGCAACCCAUGUGACUAUGAAACUUUGCAGUUUAUUUUUAGCGGCGUUGGAAAAAGCAGAUAUUGACUGGAUUUAUAAGAGCCGAAUGAAACUGACAUUGUGUUUUUAAAAAAAAAAUUUUAAAAAAUAAUGAGGCAUCUGUUACCUACAAAGCAAGUGGAAUGGAUAUCGUUUUGUGAAAGAAGUUUGUGGACUUUUGAUUUUUUUUCUAAUCUCAAAGACAUUAAAUUGACUUUAAAUUGACAAGUGAACCCCCCCAAUCAAUCUAGUUACUAACGUUGCCUUAGGAACUGUAAAAGCACAUUAUCUUCAGAGUGACCAUUACUAAGAUCACACAUUGCACCCUGAGAAUUCAUCAUCCUCCUCUGUGUCAAAUGAAUUCACAAACAAUAUCUUCACAUCCCUGCUGUUCAACUGAAUAGAGGCCAAUUGCUUGCAAAAUGCACAAUUUUUAUGCACUGACACUGGGAGGUUACAAUUUCUGAAGUCUGUUGUACACAUAACUGGUCAGCCUUGGAAAUAAUAUUUGCAUACCUAAAACAUGCUGGUGAACACUCCGUGACGGCACCUGGUGUUUAAACAACAAAACUCCCAAUUUGGGAAUUUUCAAACCAUUUUUCUUUUGUUAUGUCAGUUGUCCAUUCUUUACAGUUUAUAUUUUUUUCACCGACUUUAUGUUUUUACUAAUUAAUGCAACUGUCAGUGUUCAUGGCUGAGCUAAGAGUCCGAGCUUUGUAAAUGAAGGUCAGGUCUCGGUGUAAUGUGAAAUUAAGGCAUGAAGACUCGAAUCAUGUACUCGUGUCACAUAUCAUGGGCGAGUUCCGUAGCAAAUUUCAUGUUCAUCUCCAACUCAGUGUUUAGAUAUUUGUGCAGAGUUUUGGUUGUGGUUUAACUGGAGAGAAGUGACAGCAAAGUACCAGUGAGGCAAGGUGUGAAUCUCUACUGUGUUGGUCACAAACUGUAAAACAAAUAUUUUUGAGUGGGAAAUGACGUUAGAAUCAGAAAUGUAGUGGCACCUUUGUGGACCAACGGUGAGAGUAUACCAAAAAUUAUUCUGCACAAAUACCGGUACUACAAUUGAAAUACUGAAUUGUGCUAAGAUGCUUUAAAGAGGGAGAAAAGAGAGGAAAGGAGAGAAGCUGAGCGAGUAUGAAAGACAGACAGACUGACCAGUGGAGUAACCCUCUUUUUGCUUGAGUGGCUGUUGGAGGAGAAAACCUGUUGGCAGCUCAGUGUUGGGUGGCUGCGUGUACGUGCAGCGCAGCAGAAAGAGCCCUGUGUGAUGCGUCACCCCACAUAGUUUACUCUUUGUUCAGCACAAUUGAUCCAAGUGCAUCCUCUUUGUCUGAAACUGAAGGGAAUAGAAACGGUCUCAGGCUGCACUAAAUAGGCCCUUGUAACCAUCUUGCUAUGAUUUUUUUUU
Molecule: messenger RNA, 3302 nt
Organism: Salarias fasciatus (jewelled blenny)
Lineage: Eukaryota; Metazoa; Chordata; Actinopteri; Blenniiformes; Blenniidae
Gene: rx1
Product: retinal homeobox gene 1
Exons: 4
Coding region: 850-1893 (347 amino acids)
Biological process (GO): positive regulation of transcription by RNA polymerase II
Molecular function (GO): DNA-binding transcription factor activity, RNA polymerase II-specific; RNA polymerase II cis-regulatory region sequence-specific DNA binding
Source: RefSeq, a predicted model, not a curated record